This is a messenger RNA of Paramecium pentaurelia, 1266 nucleotides long. NCBI's taxonomy places the organism in Eukaryota, Ciliophora, Oligohymenophorea, Peniculida, Parameciidae. The record is from the annotation of a GenBank genome assembly.
AUGGCGGAGUUGAUCGAGAAUAAAAAUUGGUCAGCAGAAGAAAAUCAGAAUUUGCAAUCCAUUAUAAUCUAAAUGAAUUUGAACUAAAACUAAAAAUCACUUUUAAAUGAAUAAAUUCAAAGAUUUUAGAAUUCAGAAAAAGUCAUAUAGUUACUUCUGGAACACUUUAAUAAUUGGGAUAAAUUUCAAGAGUGCUUGAUUAAAGAGAUGUCUCAAACUAUUGAAAUUGAAACAGAUUGGACCCAUUAAGAAUUAUUAAAUUUACAUUAGAGAUUAUCUUAAUAAAUUGAAAGUGAAGAGGAAAUUAAUGAAAUUAUUUAAUUUGUUUAAUUAAAUAAAAUAAAUGUAAAAAUUGUAGAGGAGGCUACAAAAUUUGAGUUUAAAACAGCUAACUAAUUUAUGUAAUUAGUAGGUAUUAUUUUUGAAUAAAGCUUAAUUAAAGAUAAAUAAGAGCUAAUCAUUACUUAACCCAAUACCGAACAAGAUCAAACAUCAUAAGAGUAGACAAUAAAGGAUCUCUUUUAAGAAUUUAAUUCAAUUAAUUAAAGAUCUAAUGAAGAAUUAUAAAAUUUACUUUAAUAAGUGUAUUAAUCGCUUAAUAACAAACAAGAAUUAGAUUUAAACUUUGAUAAUUUUACAAGCUCUCCACAAUUACAGUAUGAAGAUCUAAUAUUUUUGUGUUUAAAAAUAAAAGAACACUUUUCAUAUUAUCCAAGACCAGUCUAAUUAUUGUCAGUAAUAGAGUUAUACAAUCACAAUCCUAAUUAAGGACGAUUGGCUUAAAUUUUUACUGGGGAAGGAAAAACUCUAAUCAUAGCUUUGCUUGCAAUUCUGUUGAGUUAAAAGAAAAAUUCUAAUGUUGAUGUAGUAACUAGCUCUCCUGUUUUGGCAACUAGAGAUGCCGAAUAAUUGGAAGAAUUUUAUAAAAAAUUUUAAGUUUCUGUAUCUCAUAAUAUUGGUGGAUCAAAAAAAGUUCCUUAAGGAAUGCUACCAUGUUAUAAUUCCAAAGUAAUUUAUGGAGAUCCUCAUAGUUUUUAAGCUGAUAUUUUAAGACAUGAAUAUUCAGAAAGAGGAACUAUGGGUGAUAGAAAAUAAGAAUAUAUUAUUGUUGAUGAAGUUGAUUCUAUGCUUAUUGAUGGAAAUAGUAAUAAGACAUUAUUAAGUUUUAUGUGCCAGGAAUGCUUGAUUUAAAUAAGGUACUCAGAUUAAUCUGGGAUGAAAUAUGUAAGACAGAACAAAACUUAUCAACAGAAUAAAAAGUUAUGA